AUGACUGGCGCAAUUGGAAUUGAUUUUGGUACAAGUUACUCACGUGUUGGCUUCUUUCGUAACGGAAAAUUAGAAAUAUUCACAAAUGAACUGGGACGAUUUUCAACACCAUCUUAUGUAGCCUUUACUGAUAGAGAAAUAUUCGUUGGCGAUGAAGCAAAAAAUAAAAUAAAAAUGAAUUUAAAUAAUACCGUAUUUAAUAUGAAACGAUUAGUUGGAAAAAAAUUUGAUAAAAUAAACAUGUUAGAUUUUCCAUUUACGUUAACUAAUGUUAAUAAUAAACCGAAAUUUCAAGUAACAUAUAAAAAUGAACAGAAAAUAUUUUCUGUUGAAGAACUAUGCUCAAUGAUCAUAGUAAAAAUGAGACAAAUAGCUGAACGACAUUUAGGCAGAAAAGUAAUAGACGCUGUCAUCAGUGUACCAUCCUAUUACAAUUUUAUCGAACGUCAAUCGAUUAAGGAUGCUGGAACGAUAGCUGGAUUGAACAUACUGAGAGUGAUAAAUGACACAUCAGCCUCAGCCCUAUCAUAUGGUUUAGAAAAGGUACAAGGUGAACAAAAUAUUUUAAUAUUUGAUCUAGGAGGUGGUAACUUAAGCACUAGUGUCCUGAAAAUAGAAGACGGUUUAUAUGAAGUUUUGUCGAUGGCUGGUAAUCUUCAUUUAGGCGGUGAAGAUUUUACAGAUCGAAUGGUUAGUUAUUUUGUAAAAAAAUUGCAGAAGAAAAUAUCGAGAAAUAUUACCGACGAUAAACGUACGGUACAACUGUUACGUGUAGCAUGUGAAAAUGCAAAGCAAACAUUAUCAUCGUCAAACGUAGCAACAAUCGAAAUGGACUUGUUAUUUAACCAUAAUACUCCGUUUGAUUCAACAAUAACACGAGAGAAAUUUGAAGAACUAAACGCUGAUUUAUUUUGUUCUAUUCUUGAACCGGUCGAACGAGCGUUGCACGAUUCAAAGUUAGAUAAAGCAUCUAUUAAUGAAAUUGUCUUAGUUGGCGGGUCAACUCGAAUCCCAAAAGUUCAAGAAAUAUUAGAAAAAUUUUUUAAUGGAAAGAAACUGAAUCAAUCAGUUAAUCCCAAUGAAUCGACUGCUUGUGGUGCUGCUAUUCAAGCAGCUAUUUUAACUGAUGAUUAUUCAAGAAGUAUUCUGAACCAUUUAUUAUUAGACGUACAAGUAUUUACGUUGGGAAUAGAAGUAACGGAGGGAAUUAUGGCGCCAAUAAUAAGGCGGAAUAGGACAACUACUGCAAAGCAAACACAAAUAUUCACAAUUUCCAAAAAUUAUCAAUCAGUUGCAAUUAAGCGCGGUCUAGAAAUCAAAAUAUUCGAAGGUGAGCAUCCAAUGACAAAAGAUAAUUGUUUAUUGGAAACUAUUGAACUAAUGGACGGUCCACACUUGAAUGGUGCAACAGGUUUAUCUCAAUUGAGUAGAUCAGCAUCAAAUAAAGAUCCUCAAAUAGAAGUAACUAUUGACACUGACAAUAACGGCACAUUGAAUGUACAGGUCCUUGAUAAAACAACUGGCCAAGAAUAUCUUGUCCCAGUGACUAAUGCUAAAAAUUGUUUAUCAAAAAAUGAAAUAAAACAAAUGAAAACAGAUUGUGAAAAAUAUCGAAAAGAAGCGGAUGAAAAAUAUGAUCGACUUCAAGCAAAAAAUUUAUUGGAAUCAUAUUGUUUUAAUCUAAAAACACUGAUAACAGAAAAUACACUUCUACAUAAAAUUGAACAAACAUUACAAUGGUUAGAAACAACAAGUGAGGAAGAUGAAAAAAACGAAUAUUCUUUAAAACAUGGUGAAAUCGAAAAAAUGCUACAUUUGGCCGAUGAUGAUCGAAGUAAGGCAUACUCACAAUUUCUUGUUUUUUCCGGCCCCAGUACGACUCAGAAUAUUGAAUAG
Didymodactylos carnosus is the source of this 1896-nucleotide messenger RNA. Lineage: Eukaryota; Metazoa; Rotifera; Eurotatoria; Philodinida; Philodinidae. The record is from the annotation of a GenBank genome assembly.